Messenger RNA from Anguilla rostrata (American eel), 1677 nucleotides. RefSeq names its product solute carrier family 35 member F1 (gene slc35f1). The transcript has 10 exons. NCBI's taxonomy places the organism in Eukaryota, Metazoa, Chordata, Actinopteri, Anguilliformes, Anguillidae. Gene Ontology annotation, molecular function: transmembrane transporter activity. Gene Ontology annotation, biological process: transmembrane transport. The record is from RefSeq and is a predicted model, not a curated record. The coding region runs from base 312 to 1670 and encodes 452 amino acids. Gene Ontology annotation, cellular component: membrane.
CCAGCAAAACCGAAACGCCUUCCAGCAAUCACGGCAGUCCGGGGCAGACGCUCAGAAAAUGCACGUUGAAGGAUCUGGAGAUCCCUGCUAAGAUCACCCGGGGAACAGGUGCGCUGUGCAUGAGAACGCGGACGGCCACCCGCAACCGAAUCGUCUUCGUCUUCUCGGAGGAAUCACUUUCCUCCCAUCUACCUGUGAACCAUGGAGUGCUGAGGCUGUUGACUGCGAAGCUGAGCAUUCGGAUCUAGCCCCCCAAGCGGAGUAUCCUGACCCCUCCGUUCCUGCUCGAGCAGAAUGCGCCCUGGUGUCUGAUGUUUUAUUUUACUCCAAUGAUGAUUCCCGAACACCAGAAUCAUGUUGUCACUACUAUUGAGACCAUUCCUCCCGAGACCAUCACGGCAUCGCCCACACUCCUGCAAAGGAUAAAGAAAGUAUUUAACAGGGAGCUGCUCCUCACUCUCGCCUUGGGGCAGGUGCUGUCGCUGCUCAUCUGCGGGAUCGGCCUGACGAGCAAGUACCUGGCGGACGAUUUCCACGCCAACACCCCCGUCUUUCAGAGCUUUCUCAACUACAUCCUGCUGUUUCUUGUCUACACCACCACGCUAGCAGUGAGACAAGGUAUGAGCGCUAUUCAAAAAGGGCCGGGUUUGGGAGUAUUAGCCUUAGGGCAGCCAAAAGGUGGCGCGGCGGCGCUCGAGCGUGUCUCAGGAGCCGCAAUAAACCGCCUCAAAUCGGACGGGCUUAAUGUGAAUAACGAGCUCCGCGAAGGCCUCGCUGUUCCGUGGGAGGCGCCGAAAUGGCGGGUGGGCUGUUCUCUUCUCUGCUGCCGCAUCAACCUGUCAUCCUUUUUCACCUUCGCUUCACAAACAAACUAUCUGUUAAUCCAAGCAUACCCGUUCGCGACACUGACCAGUGUGCUGCUGUUAGACUGUUUUGUCAUCCCCGUGGUGCUGCUGCUCUCCUGGUUCUUCCUGCUGGUGAGGUACAAGGCGGUGCACUUUGUGGGCGUCGGGGUCUGCCUGCUGGGCAUUGGCUGCAUGGUGGGGGCCGACGUCCUGGUGGGCCGGCAGCAAGGCCUGGGGGACCACAAGCUCCUGGGUGACCUGUUGGUCCUGGCGGGGGCCACCCUGUACGGGAUCUCCAACGUGUGCGAGGAGUUCAUCGUCAAGAACCUGAGCAGAGUGGAGUUCCUGGGCAUGAUGGGCCUCUUCGGCUCCUUCUUCAGUGGGAUUCAGCUAGCCAUAAUGGAGCACAAGGAGCUGCUGAAGGUGGCGUGGGACUGGCCAAUAGGUUUUCUGUACAUUGGAUUCAGCGCUUGCAUGUUUGGCCUGUACAGCUUCAUGCCAGUGGUCAUAAAGAGAACCAGCGCCACCGCGGUCAACCUGUCCCUGCUGACUGCCGACCUUUACAGCCUCUUCUGCGGCCUGUUCCUGUUCCAGUACAAGUUUUCAGGACUGUACCUGCUGUCAUUCUUCAUCAUUGUCCUGGGGCUGGUGUUGUACUCCUCCUCCUCCACCUACGUGGCCCAGGACCCUCGUGUCUACAAGCAGUUCCGCAAUGCCGGGGGCCCCGCUACGGAGACCCCUACCGUGGGGCCCAUGGAACCCUCGGUCACCUACACCAGCCUGGGGCAAGAGGUGGAAGAGGAGCCCAGGAUAAGGGUGGCCUGAGGACAGG